Stomoxys calcitrans (stable fly) is the source of this 1629-nucleotide messenger RNA. RefSeq lists its product as uncharacterized. The record is from RefSeq and is a predicted model, not a curated record. Lineage: Eukaryota; Metazoa; Arthropoda; Insecta; Diptera; Muscidae. The annotation marks the transcript as partial. The transcript has a single exon.
AAUAAUAAUAAUAAUAAUAAUAAUAAUAAUAAUAAUAAUAAUAAUAAUAAUAAUAAUAAUAAUAAUAAUAAUAAUAAUAAUAAUAAUAAUAAUAAUAAUAAUAAUAAUAAUAAUAAUAAUAAUAAUAAUAAUAAUAAUAAUAAUAAUAAUAAUAAUAAUAAUAAUAAUAAUAAUAAUAAUAAUAAUAAUAAUAAUAAUAAUAAUAAUAAUAAUAAUAAUAAUAAUAAUAAUAAUAAUAAUAAUAAUAAUAAUAAUAAUAAUAAUAAUAAUAAUAAUAAUAAUAAUAAUAAUAAUAAUAAUAAUAAUAAUAAUAAUAAUAAUAAUAAUAAUAAUAAUAAUAAUAAUAAUAAUAAUAAUAAUAAUAAUAAUAAUAAUAAUAAUAAUAAUAAUAAUAAUAAUAAUAAUAAUAAUAAUAAUAAUAAUAAUAAUAAUAAUAAUAAUAAUAAUAAUAAUAAUAAUAAUAAUAAUAAUAAUAAUAAUAAUAAUAAUAAUAAUAAUAAUAAUAAUAAUAAUAAUAAUAAUAAUAAUAAUAAUAAUAAUAAUAAUAAUAAUAAUAAUAAUAAUAAUAAUAAUAAUAAUAAUAAUAAUAAUAAUAAUAAUAAUAAUAAUAAUAAUAAUAAUAAUAAUAAUAAUAAUAAUAAUAAUAAUAAUAAUAAUAAUAAUAAUAAUAAUAAUAAUAAUAAUAAUAAUAAUAAUAAUAAUAAUAAUAAUAAUAAUAAUAAUAAUAAUAAUAAUAAUAAUAAUAAUAAUAAUAAUAAUAAUAAUAAUAAUAAUAAUAAUAAUAAUAAUAAUAAUAAUAAUAAUAAUAAUAAUAAUAAUAAUAAUAAUAAUAAUAAUAAUAAUAAUAAUAAUAAUAAUAAUAAUAAUAAUAAUAAUAAUAAUAAUAAUAAUAAUAAUAAUAAUAAUAAUAAUAAUAAUAAUAAUAAUAAUAAUAAUAAUAAUAAUAAUAAUAAUAAUAAUAAUAAUAAUAAUAAUAAUAAUAAUAAUAAUAAUAAUAAUAAUAAUAAUAAUAAUAAUAAUAAUAAUAAUAAUAAUAAUAAUAAUAAUAAUAAUAAUAAUAAUAAUAAUAAUAAUAAUAAUAAUAAUAAUAAUAAUAAUAAUAAUAAUAAUAAUAAUAAUAAUAAUAAUAAUAAUAAUAAUAAUAAUAAUAAUAAUAAUAAUAAUAAUAAUAAUAAUAAUAAUAAUAAUAAUAAUAAUAAUAAUAAUAAUAAUAAUAAUAAUAAUAAUAAUAAUAAUAAUAAUAAUAAUAAUAAUAAUAAUAAUAAUAAUAAUAAUAAUAAUAAUAAUAAUAAUAAUAAUAAUAAUAAUAAUAAUAAUAAUAAUAAUAAUAAUAAUAAUAAUAAUAAUAAUAAUAAUAAUAAUAAUAAUAAUAAUAAUAAUAAUAAUAAUAAUAAUAAUAAUAAUAAUAAUAAUAAUAAUAAUAAUAAUAAUAAUAAUAAUAUUAAUAAUAAUAAUAAUAAUAAUAAUAAUAAUAAUAAUAAUAAUAAUAAUAAUAAUAAUAAUAAUAAUAAUAAUAAUAAUAAUAAUAAUAAUAAUAAUAAUAAUAAUAAUAAUAAUAAUAAUAAUAAUAAUAAUAAUAAUAAUAAUAAUAAUAAUAAUAAUAAUAAUAAUAAUAAUAAUAAUAAUAAU